CAAAGGGAGGAGCUCUCCAUCCUAACCCAGAAGCCCAUUCUGGGUUCGGUACUGCGCCAUUCGACUGCAGCACGUCUCGGCCCCGGUUUAUUGCGGCUGAACAGUCCUUGUCGCCAAGGUUCCGGGCCGGCUUCCGCUGCCGCGGCUUCCUGCACGCCGCCUCCGUGGCCCUGCCCCGGCCACGCCACCGCCGCAGUCACUGCAGGCCUUGUUGCUGCCGGUAGCCUGUCGCUCGUCUCUGCCGCCGCCGCCGCCGCCGCCGCCGCCGCCGCCGCCGCCGCCGCCGCCUCCGCCUCCGCCCGGGCCUUCGGAGCAGCCUUCAGAGCGUCCGUGAGUCUUUUCUGCCCAUCUCUGGGUGUGCGAUCUCUGUUGUCACCACUUUAAAGAGGUGUGCGGGACUAGCAGCAUGGCAGAAGCGGAUCCUAAAAUGAUCACAGAACCUGCCGCCCAUGGGGUUGCUGAAGAGGUGAUGGCUAGCUCAGCUAGUGAUUCUGGGGAAGAAUCUGACAGCAAUAGCUCUAGCAGUACCUCUAGUUGCAGCAGCAGCAGCAGCAGCAACAGCAGCAGCAGCAGCAGCAGUAGCAGCAGCGGCAGCAGUAGCAGUAGUAGCAGCAGCAGUGGCAGUCAAGUAUUCCGAAAGAAGAGGGUACCUGAGCCUUCCAGAAGGGCCCAGCGGCAUCCCUCCGGGAAACAUUUUAUGGAUAAGCUGCCUCAGGCAGUGAGAAAUCGGGUGCAGGCACUCCGAAAUAUUCAGAAUGAGUGUGACAAGGUAGACACCUUGUUUUUAAGGGCAAUUCAUGAUCUUGAAAGAAAAUAUGCUGAGCUCAAUAAGCCUCUUUAUGAUAAGCGUUUUCAGAUCAUAAAUGCAGAAUAUGAGCCUACAGAAGAAGAAUGUGAGUGGAAUUCAGAAGAAGAGUUCAGUGGCGAUGAGGAAAUGCAGGAUGACACACCUAAUGAAAUGCCACCCUUAGAGGGUGAGGAAGAAGAAGAAAGCUGUAAAGAAAAAACUGAAGUACAGGAAGAAGAAAAGGAUGUUCCAAAAGAAGUUCCUGCGGCAAAAGUUGAAGAAAACAAAGCUCCUAAAGAAAUUCCUGAGGUGAAAACUGAAGAAAAAGAAAUUCCAAAAGAGGUACCUGAAGAAGUUCAAGAAAAGGAAGCCACUGAAGAAAUCCUUGAGGUAAAGGCUGACGAAAAGGAAGCCUCUGAAGAAAUUCCUGAGGUAAAGUUUGAAGAAAAGGAAGCCUCUGAAGAAAUUCCUGAGGUAAAGUUUGAAGAAAAGGCAGACUCUACAGAUUGUAUAGAGAUAACUCCUGAAGAAAAAGAAGACCCCAAAGAAGUUCCCCAGGCAAAUGCAGAAAAUAAGGAUCAGCCUACAGAAGAAUCUAAAGCAAGGGCUCCAGUAAGAGAGGCUCAAAAAAGAGUUCCUGAGACAAGGCCUGAAGAAGGAAGUAAUGUUAAAAGGGCUCGAAAGAGAAAACCUAAGAGAGAAGAUCCUAAAGGCAUUCCUGACUACUGGCUGACUGUUUUAAAGAAUGUUGAUAAGCUUGGGCCUAUGAUUCAGAAAUAUGAUGAGCCCAUUUUGAAGUUCUUAUCUGAUGUUAGCCUGAAGUUCUCAAAUCCUGGCCAGCCUAUAAGUUACACUUUUGAAUUUCACUUCUUGCCUAACCCAUACUUCAGAAAUGAGUUCCUUGUGAAAACAUACAUAAUAAGGUCGAAACCAGAUCACUAUGACCCUUUCUUUGCUUGGGGAUGGGAAAUUGAAGAGUGCAAAGGCUGCAAAAUAGAUUGGAGACGAGGAAAAGAUGUUACAGUGAAAACUACCCGGAGUCGCCCAGCUGCCACUGGAGAAACUGAAGUCCAGCCAAGAGUGGUUCCUAAUGCAUCCUUCUUCAAUUUCUUUAGUCCUCCUGAGAUUCCUUUGAUUGGGAAGCUGGAACCAAGAGAAGAUGCUAUACUUGAUGAGGACUUUGAAAUUGGUCAAAUUUUGCAUGAUAAUGUUAUCUUGAAAUCAAUCUAUUAUUUCACAGGAGAAAUCAAUGAUCCCUAUUACCAUGAUAUCAGGGAUUAUGGAAACAGGAAGUACUACAAGUGAAAAAGGCAACCUGAAAGAUUUUUCAAGAACAUUAAAAAGUCAAGCAAGCAGAAAUGAAACAGAUUUACCUAACCUUGUAAAAGACAAAACUUGCCCUAUAAUCUGAACACUAUUGCUUCUUAUAGUCUGGUGUUUUCCUUUUUCCUGGUACUGUCUUAAAAUAGUGUCUUAUGCCUCUGUUAUUCUACCUUGCCUGUUGUAAUAUUCUUCAAAAGAGAUAAACUACUGUUAAUUUUCCAAAGCAUGUUUUGUUUGGUGCUAUAGUGUUGGUUUUGUGAAGUCGUUUUGUCAUGUUCCUAUUAGAUAUUACCUGUGCAAAUCAUCAAACUUGUUAGACAAAUUCUUGCCUGAAAAAGCAAAACUUUAAAUGUCAAAGUAUAUGUGUUUUCUCUUUCUUUUUUUCAGCACAGAAGAUUAAGGACAAAUCUGCUUGCGCUAGUUGUGCCUUCAUUACUUUGCCAUAGAAAUGUAGUAAUAAUACUAACUAAAACAUUCUAUUGUGAAAUAUAAUUGCUUGAAAAAAUAUAUUUAAAAAUAUCUGUCAGUACCAAAUUAGUUUCUUUAUGUGACAUAUUGUUCUAUGAGAAAAAGUAUUAUUUAUGAUUAAGGUGUUGAAUAUAGUAUUUUAAAAAGUUGCAUCAUUGUAUACUGUGUAAUUGAAAACUAAUGAAACCAUAUUUUUAUUUUAAUGUGUUCUACUUUGUCUUUCGUUACAUUAUUUGGUAAUUUUUCAUGUUCUUUUAUUGCACCCUAAAAUAAAUGUCAAAUAAAUGCCAUGCUAUGAAACCUUGCCAUUUCUCUUAAUUAUAAAAUUUGUUUAUCAUAAAAAGUAUAGGAUACUGAG
This is a messenger RNA of Chionomys nivalis (European snow vole), 2936 nucleotides long. It is a transcript of the gene Nap1l3, whose product is annotated as nucleosome assembly protein 1 like 3. The transcript has a single exon. Gene Ontology annotation, biological process: nucleosome assembly. The record is from RefSeq and is a predicted model, not a curated record. Gene Ontology annotation, cellular component: chromatin; nucleus. NCBI's taxonomy places the organism in Eukaryota, Metazoa, Chordata, Mammalia, Rodentia, Cricetidae. Bases 407 to 2092 code for a protein of 561 amino acids. Gene Ontology annotation, molecular function: histone binding; chromatin binding.